CGGCGGAUUUCUUCCAGUAAUUCUGUGUGACAUCAGUUUCGGUACAUACAACUUGUUCAAUAUGCUGAAAUUCGUCGGUUUCCUCGCUUUCGUGUCAGUGUCUUAUGCAGCCGUAGCAAUAUUCCCACCUGAGGAAAAACCAGUAGACUUAGCUGACCAAGAAGGAUGUUAUAUUUCCAAGUUAAACCAAGUGCUGCCAUACGAUGUUAACUUUUAUCCAAAUACUGAUUGCGCAGUGUACAUUUGCCAGAGCUCCAAUAAUCAAACACUGUAUGAAACUUGUGGAGUAACAGCUAUCCGCGAUGGCUGCAGAAAAAGCGCCAUAGACAACAGCAAACAAUACCCCGAUUGUUGUUACAAAGAAGUUUGCGAUGGCCCCACCGCCCUACCUACCAAGGCGCCCAAGGCGGUAGCCUCCGCCUCCGCCUCUGCCCCCGCCUCCGCCUCUGCCUCCGCCUCUGCCUCCGCCUCCGCCACCGCCUCGGCAGCGGCGGCUGCUUAA
This is a messenger RNA of Cydia strobilella, 502 nucleotides long. Its product is annotated as la1-like protein 15. Bases 62 to 502 code for a protein of 146 amino acids. NCBI's taxonomy places the organism in Eukaryota, Metazoa, Arthropoda, Insecta, Lepidoptera, Tortricidae. The transcript has 3 exons. The record is from RefSeq and is a predicted model, not a curated record.